This is a messenger RNA of Oppiella nova, 444 nucleotides long. The record is from the annotation of a GenBank genome assembly. Lineage: Eukaryota; Metazoa; Arthropoda; Arachnida; Sarcoptiformes; Oppiidae.
AUGAGUGAUGGGAUCAGCGAUAAGAGCGAUGUCUUAAUCGCAAUCAAAGCCAGGGAUCAAAGGACAGAUAGCCAUCCAUCACGUGAACGGUCCCAGAGUUCGCCGACAGACAUAAGGUCUUCGGGAUCACCUCUAAGACGUGAGACAAUGGCUUUAGUCAAUGUUUCGGACGAGUCUUCGCCUACAGCUCCGACUCAAGAGACGGACACUUCACUCACGAGCGAAUCCACGCCAGAGAUGAGUACCAACUCUUCAGUCAAUGAUACGAACCCUACGAUGGCCUCCAAUACCAUUAUUCGGCCGAAGAGAAUGGCGGCGAAGUCGGCGCCCCCUAUAGACACGUACAGCGGCUCAUCGGAUGACGGUUUGCCCGAAGAUAAUGUCCGGAACGACAAGAAUUAUCUUGUGUCGAAAUCGACGAAUAUCGGGACUAAUAAGGGCUGA